Messenger RNA from Lymnaea stagnalis (great pond snail), 10818 nucleotides. Lineage: Eukaryota; Metazoa; Mollusca; Gastropoda; Lymnaeidae. The record is from the annotation of a GenBank genome assembly.
CGUCAGCUGACUUUGCCCGACUUCGUCAUCCAGAAUUUACAAACAAACAAAAUGGAGGAAGGCUCUGACUCGUCGAUACAGGUGCUCCGUGAAUCUUCAGCUGACAAAGAAAAUGUUUCAUCAUAUGAGCCUCCCAACAAAAAAAUUAAAGUAUCAGAUGUGCAUGCUGAUGGCAAGCAUAAGCUUGAAGAUCGACUCAGCGACAUUCUGUGUUGUGCAGUCUGUUUAGAUCUCCCCAAAACGUGUUAUCAGGUAAUAGUAAUAAUAGUAUAAGUAUAAUAGUAGUAGUAGGCUUAGUGAAACUACCACUACUAGAUCUAAUAAAUAAUUGACAAUAAGAUAAAUGCUGCACCAGUUAUGUCGCCCCUUUUGUAACAACCAACCAACAUUUAUCAGCUGUAAUGUGGCAAUGACCUUUAAGUUUGAGGGCAACUCAACUGAGCUCUUUGUAUUUUACAGUCAUUGUUAAUUCUAAGAGAAGAUUGAGAAUGAGAAAAUACUAAUAUUUUUUAUGAGUAGGUAUUUUUGUCAAAAAUUUAAACAUUUUGUAAAAAUAAACUAAUGGCAUAGUUGAAUAGAGCUAUUUUUUUACAGAAUUAUAACACCAAAAUCAUAUUUUUAGCUGUUGUAGUUUUAAAGUUAUGAAUUUUUAAAGUACGACAUGGUUUGUCCUUUUGUUAACAUGGACUGCAUCUCCACAUUCUGUGACCUCAUUCCGCCGAUCGCGUCAUGCGCAAUGACUAUAUAGUUUAUAUAAGGCAACAAAUCCCGUCAUCACUUUAAGUACUGUUUAGGAUCGACUUAUUUUAAACUUUCAACUUUGGCACAUGAAUAAUUAAUGAAAGCAUUCCCUGACAAAUGGUUUAAAAGUUUUUGCACACGGCAAACUCUUAUGAAUGAAACUCUGAGGUAGUACUACGAUACAGCCGUUAUGCAAGUGGCUGUGAAUGGUUGCCAAUGACAACGUGUUGCACACGGGAAAUUCUGAUCAUUUAUAAUAUGGACUCUGCCGGGUUUUUAAAGCUCAAAUUAAAACAUUAAACAUUAAAUUAAACAUUCCAGUUUAAAUGUCUUCAAAAUGCUUUCUGAAACACAAGUUAUCAAAUAUUUUGAUGUAUAUAGCGGUAAUAAUUAAAUAUUUCUUAAGUAUCGGCAACUUCCGCCAUUAAAAAGGGGCGUGGCCCCCGCCAUGACGAAUUUAGGCUGACUGACCUUAUGGUGACAUUGGUCACUUGGAUAAGCGUAACAAACGUGGGACAAGACCUACAUCAAUGAGAAUUGACACACGUAUACUUCAAUAUCUAAUGCUUUACACGAUUUAAUAUAAAAGACAUGUUCCCUUUAUUUCACAAAAAAAUUUGUAUGCGAAGAUGCCUUAUAUAUACCAAAGAUUUUCAAAAUAAAGGUUGAUUGAAAAAAGCAAAAUAGCUGGUUGGAGAUGUAGGCCAAGAUGUCUUCCAAAUUAUAAGGCCGUAAACGGAACUGAAAUAUAUGUCGAAAGCACUCACAAAUAGACAAAUAAAUAGACACGCACAUCGGAAAAUUAAAAACUCGGAUUUUUCGGCGCCGACGCCCAUUUCCGAUACACAAAAAGUUGUAGUCUCCCUUGUUUUAUAGUAUCUAAAAUUAUAGCUUAUACUUUUAUACUUAUACUGGCUAAUAUUAUAAGUUAUACUUAUAAAAAACAGUAAUAGAGUAAAUAAGACUUAUUCAACUUAUUAAGUUAUUGACUAAGAUAAGUCUAGGCAUCUUAGUUUAGUCUUACUUAGGUUUAGCAUAUUUAUGGCUGUAACUGCAGACUUUAUGAAUGUAAUAAGUCACACAUUACUGAUUACUCUACAGUCUACAGGUCUCUUUUUCUUGUUAUAAUUCAAUAAGUCAAUAAGCCAAUUAUAAGUCAAUAUCUUCCCCAAUUUAAAAAUGCAUUGAAUAAUUGUUACUUUUCUUGUAGGCCCUAGGCACUCUAGGGGCAGUAGGAUUCUUUAAAUUAGUUUUACAAUUUUGAGGAGUGCAAAAAACUUAGUUGAAGAUGUAGUCAAAUAAUUGGUUAAGUAUUCAGAAUUCAGAGUAUAGAAUAGGUAAGGGAAUACUACAAUACACAUUUGAAGUAUAACUACAAGAUCAUAAUGCCUCGCUUAAAACAGCCUGUACAUACUAGGCCAGAAGUAGGCCCUUAUAGGGGUUAAGUUAAGUGAGGCCUACUCUUAUUUAUACUCUUAUCAUAAAAAGGUAUUCCACUCCAGCUCAAAUGUUCAAAUAAGCAUACACAAAUUUGACUUAGGCUGAAAAGAAAUUUAUGAAAUAUGAAUGUGCGAAAUUGGGUCAAAAGAAUGUGCAAAAUUGGGUCAAAUGUUUUAUACCCAUUUAGCAACUGCCAUGAUGGGUUAUCAAAGUACCUACUUUUAAUAAUGAAAUCAUGAUGCCUUAUUUUUGGUAGUGUUCCAUAUAGUUACCGUAUAUACCUGUAGUCAAGCAAAUUGAAUAUGGGUGUUAUACAUAAUAAUGUAUGUUUAUUUGUUUUUAAGUCUUAUUACUUGCAUGAUAAUUUUUUUUAAAAAGAACGAACAUUUUUUUAGUACUGAUGUACUGCUUCUACUGGCAUGUUAUUUUUGGGGUUGGUUUGUGAGUGGGUUAAAAACUUUUGAGGCUUUUCCCUGCCAAAACUAAGAGGAUCGGCUUAUGAAGGAGAACAUAUAGUAAUUAAGUUAUUUGUUUAAACUACUUAAUAAAUAAUGAUUUUAAAAAAAUCAGUGCAACACAAGAGACCCUGUCAUGCUAACCCUUUUGCUCCCUUAGCAUGGCCCGGUUGCAAAAAACAUUUUGUGACUGUAUUGCUGGAUCUUGGAAUUAUUUUUGCUUCAAUGGGCAGCAGUACACAUUUGAAUUGUUGACUAGCUCAGCUGGCUUACUUUCAGGCAAUGGAAGCACUCCCAUUUAGUGAAUUUCUUUCUUAUCCACGCUAUUCCCUUUUGAUCUGCGCUGCACUUGAGAUUGGGACAAGACGAGUAGUCCAUACAUUUUUUGGAAUUUUUUGCUUAAAGGCUUAAAGUAAUCUUAACUAGUGUUUACAAACUAAAAAGGCCAACUUUUGUAAGGGGGGGGGGGGGGGGGUGUUGGUGUGUGCUCCAACUUCUCUCCAACUAUCUGUGCUAAAGUCAUGAAGUCAUUUAAUAAAUCCAUCUCUACUCUGAAGAUGUGCCACAAUUUCGCUCUUCAAAUGUUGCAGUAUAGAACUGAUCACAUAAAAAGCAAUAGGCUUAUUGAAUCGAUUCCUUUUUAUUUCCAGUGCAGCAAUGGGCAUCUUAUGUGUGCUGGCUGCUUCAACCACUUGUUAGCAGAUGCACGCAUUAAAGAUGAAACUGCAACCUGCCCUAAUUGUCGAUGUGAGAUAAAUCGCAAUGUCUGCAUCCGAAAUUUAGCGGUGGAAAAAGCAGUGUCAGAGCUGCCAUCUGACUGCGCCUUCUGUAACCAGAAACUUCCACGUUACCAGUUGGAUUAUCACCAGAGGGAGCUGUGUCAGGAGAGGUAAGGUCACUCUCGGGUAAGCUAUCAUGCCUCACCCUAUUGUUUAACUAACUUUGUUUUCUUUUUCAGGCAAUAUUAAUUCAGCAGCUCGCCCAGUCUUAGAUAGGCUGUCAAAGCUGGGGCUCGCGCAUGUUUGAUGGGGAUUUUCCAAACGUGCGGGUGCAGGCAGCAUGACAAGGGUACCUAAACCUAGAUAGGAUUUUUUCCCCCCAUGAUAGACUGGCGGGCAGCUGAGCCAUGUAUUGCUAAUCAGAACCACACUUGUUUUGUUUUUCUAUUGUUCAAGCAGGCAGAUUUUCUUUGCAGCAGGAAGUGUCAGUUUCAGGAUUGCGGAACAAAUCCCAAGUUGCAGGUUGAAGAAGAAAAAAAGUGAGCCAUUCCUAAAGGUGUUGGUUGUUUCCUGUGAAGGCUGUAUCAGUUCACACAUGAAACAGUUCCUCAUCUGUUGAUUUUAUGCGGCAAGUAUCUUUCUCUCUUUGUCAUGGGUCUGUGGUGUUUUAUCAGUAUAAAGGAGUGAAUGGUGAAUGCAUGCUGUUAAGAUCAGCUUAUGGUCAUGAAAGCAAGAUGGCGAAUGGCAUUUAAAAAAAAUGAAUUUAUAGAUGGGUUUGGUAAGGGUUUUACAAGAUUUCAAUUUUAAAUAUGGGGGUUUAAACCUUGGGGUUAUAGACUGGGUCUGGGAUGUGUAAAUACAGAGGGUAUCUUAAAGAUAUGAUUUAAUGCUAGUAUUAUGAGUCUACUCAAUAUAUUUUUUUUUAUACGUAGCUAAUUUUAUUUCUAUAAAAUGAUUUUGAAAUGUCUAACAAUAUAUAUUUUUUUAUCUCUGUUGUAAUUGUUUUUGUUUGGGGCAUGUGAAUAUAGAAACCAUUCAGGUCAUUGUCUGAUCAUUGGCAACUGAUCCGAAGAUGUAUUUUCUAUAAAACAGUGAUGGCCAUUCUAAAAAUAAGCUCACAUUAUUUUCAAAAUUAUAGACCAAAAUUUAUUAAAUUUUGUUCAAAGCUGAAAUUUGUUAUACCAUUUUUCAUUUUAAAUAAAAUGAGCCUUUUUUAGAUGGUCUGUAAUGUCACAGCUCCGCUGUUGUUAAUUUUUUUUGCCUGGCUUGUUUAAAUCUACUUUCUAUGUCUUUCCUCUUAGUCUCUAUCUUGUAUGUUUUUGUUGAGUGAUUUUGAUACUACUUGAGUAAGAAAUUUACAAUGGGCAAUCUUUACACCCUGUAGCACUUUCUGGUUAGUUACACAGAAAAGCCAAAUUUUGAUUGCAGACAUUUUCAGAUAUGAUGCAUUUUGACAUGUAUAUAUAUUGAUGCUUUUUAAUAAGCUGAGACUUUAAAAACUUAGACGUUUUUCCAGGUUUUCUUCUUAUAAUUCAAAACAGACUGUAAAAAACAACUACAUUUUUUUUAUAGCUUUUAUUCACUUAUGUCUUUGCAGCAAAGGUAUCCAAGACAUAAAGUAGAAUGCAUCCUGCCUUUAAGUUUUAAAUUCUAUGUUGGUAAUGAUGCUAAAUGAGGGAUGACCUUUUGUAAAUAUAUUACUCUGCUACCUGCAGAUAUCUGCUGGGGAAAAAAAAAACAAUUAAAAAAAUAUUCAAAGCUCUAUGUAUUUUCAAAGCAGCCAGUGGUUACAUCUACAAAGAAUUGAAAUGUUUGAUAGAACAACAGACCCGUGAUGUCCUUUUGUCUAUCUAAAAAAAAGUUGUGUUCAUUUCCUUUUGUUGCAUUUCCAUCCAGUUGUUUUUUCAGGUCGUCUUAGACCCUAAAGCCUGACCAAAAGUGUGAGAGCUUCUCCUUGGUAGCUACUUCUUAAAGAUCUUUCCUAUACAACAUGUUACGAGGGCUUUCAUUAGCUCCUCAUAGCAUUUUGUUCUGAAAGUUCCAUCAAGAUAGUUGUGUAAGUAUUACUUUUCCCAUUAACCUCAUUGCCAAGUAAGUGUGAAGCUAACAGGCCACCCUCUGCUUAUUCCAGGCCCUGCUCAUGCCGAUACUCUCGAAUCGGUUGCCACUGGGAGGGCCCCUUUCAUGAAAUUGCGGAUCAUGAAAGUAACUGUGCCCAUCCAAUGAAGACUGGAGAGGAAGUGAUGGGGGCUCUGGAGCUCAUUGACACACAGCAGCAAGAGGAGCAGAAGCUAUACAAUGACAUCUUUUCUCUACUUUCAUUUGAGAAAAUCACAUUUAAUGGUAAAUGCCAUUUAAUUUUGUGCGAAGUUAAAAAAAAAGUUGUAGAAACAGAAAUGGGGGAACAUGAUCAAACUAACUUUGGCUUAAGUAUUAUCCAAACUAUUUAGAUCUACAAUUCUUCCAUAAUAAUUAAAUAAUUAGAUGCAGAAUUAUAAACAUAUUAGUCAGUUGGGAAGGGGGGGGGGGAGUUAAUUUACCCACACUGAUUGAUUGGUGUACAAUUUUGAUUAUCCAGCUAUAUCAAUGAAUAACUCAACGCUGUGUAUAAACCUUAUGAUUUUCAUUUUAACAACAUUUGAAAUUUCUUUUAUUUUAUGGCUAAUUACCUUUGCAUUAAUUAAUUUUCAGAUCUCCAGUUAAAACCAUUCCGUACAGAUGACUUCAUUACCCGCCUCUACUAUGAGACUACACGUUUCACUGCCUUCAACCAGCAAUGGGUCAUUAGAGCAAAGAUUAAUUCGGAUCACAAAAACCCAACUCACACCGUCAACAGAUCAUUGUCUUACCAGCUUGUUGUCAAAUCAAAAUUGACUGCUCCUGUAAGUUGCAAACAAGAUGUAGCAACAAAAUACCUGAGUUUUCCAUCGCAAAAUCUAUUAUAUGUUAAUACGAUAAAUGUUCUUUUAAAUUCAAGGGAAUUUUAAUGACACAGUUGGUGUUAUUACUAAUAGUGUUAGUGGUUUUUUUUCAAUAGGCCAGAACGGGGAUCAAACCCAUGACCUUUACAUUAGAAGCUGAGCGACUUAUAACAGCGAACCAGCAAUAAUGAAUGAAGGUUAAUCUAAUACAUGUUUUGAAAGAUAUUUCAUAAUAGGUAAAUCAGGGGUUUGCUACAUCUUGGUAGAUUUAAAUUUACAUUAAUUCUAAGCUAUGUAGCAAUUUCCAGCUCUAUUUUACAAGUGGAACAUGGAGAAAUUUAGUCAGCUCAGAUAUGUUGGGGCAGAGAUGCAAUCACUGAUCAUGUCAAGUGUAAUAAAGUUCCAAACUGUAAGGCAUAAAAGAUCUUUGUUUAUAAAAUAUUUACUUUGUCCCUAGAUGAUGAUGCAUUUUCUUGCCUUGAGUGGGCCAUUUGGUGGCAUAAAGAUGAAGUCCAAGAUCUACAACUUUGAGUUCACUGGAGAAUUGGCUGAGACAGAGUACCUGGACCUACCCAUUGAUUCUGCUGAGUGCAACAAGUUGUUAGCCUCCAAGACCAUCAAUUUCAGGCUCGUCAUGUUCCUGGUCACUAAAUAGCCAGGGAAAUAAAAUGCUGAUAAAAAAAAAUCUACAUUAAUUGUGCCAGUACUUGAAUUUUUUAAAUAUUGUAUAUACAAAUGUUUACUAGAUUGCAUUGUUUUACUUCUCAGAGAGGUUGAGGGAGGUAGAUUUUUUUCUUUUAAAAAAAAUUAAUAUAUUAAGGCUUCUUAAAUGUGUAAAUUUAAAUGGAUUUGAAUAUGGGAACAUCAAAUUGGUGAGUGCAUGGAGUUCUAAAAGUUGAGCUUAUGUUUUUCAUAUAACCUGAUUUAAAUUGAGCGUGAUGACUUUUAUUGGGGGUUUUUUGGUUCAGAUAUUUUUUAAAAUUCCAUUAAUUUAAAAUGAGUUAAAUUUCUCUUUGACUUAACUCGAGGGGCUUUUUUUUUUAUAUAUAGCCAAGCAGCUCACAAUUUUUUCCAAGUGUUUUUUUUGUUGUUAAUAAAAAAUGUAUUUUAAAUAUCAUCAGAUUCUUACUAGGAACCAAUUCUUUAACUCUGGUUAGAAGCAUUUUUAAGUUAAAAAAAACAACAAUGCGACAGCUUUCAGCUAAACCUAAAUAUACAUUUUAAAAAGUUGUUUUUGUCUUUAAAAAAUACAAGAUUCCCAUCAAAGAAUGCUCAAAGUUAGUUUUUUUUUUACAAACUUGUAUACUUUUUCCAAACAGACACAUUGUAAAUUGUUGAACCUUUCAAAAUACCAAACAAUGUUAUAUUCUAGGUUUAAGGAGGCAAAAUCACAGUUUUCUUGAAGGAUACAUUUUCUUGCUUUGGUUAGCCUUGGUGAUACAAGGGGUGGAAAUAGAAGUUUGAAAAACUUUAUAUUGCUGUGUACAAUUAUGUCACAAAGCUACUUAUAACAAUAAUCUUACUUUUCUAUGAAAAAGAAGAAAAUGCAUUAUUUAAAUCUUUCUUUUUUUUAAAAUCACUUUUGAUUUAUGCUUAUUUUUAUAUUCUCUGAUAAUUUUGAAUCCCUCCCUUAUUUCAUAACCUUUUUGCCUUGCUUUUAAAUUUUAACACAAUUAUUUUAAAUCUUAAGCACCAGAUUUUAAUUUGUCGUCAUGGGGCUAUAUAUGCUAUGUAAAACUGUUAAAUGGUACAUAAAGGGCAUUGGACAUUUUAAUGCAGUAAUAUAAAACCCCUGUUACACAUAUAAAUACUCAGAAAUAUUAUCCAUAUGCUAUGUGGUAUACUUUUUAAAUGUUGAAAUUUUUUUUCAUUUGAAAUGAAUGACACAUGAAGUUACAUAGAUGAUCUAUCAAUUGCAAAUAUUUUAAUAAAUAUUGAAGUUUAAUUCCUGUUUGAUCUAACACUGGUUACAAAUUAUUGUGUAUGUUUUUCAUUUGUUUUUCAUGCUGUGAUUGAAGCUUAAGGUAAAUGAAGAAACAAAAGUAAACUAUGAUAAUAGUGGCACACCUUAAUUGUGGAUCGCUUUUUAUGCCUGCAAUCAUUGUCAGUGGUAUUGUCAGGUUUGUUCAGUGUUAGAUAUGUGAGAAACAUCAAUGAGUUUUUUUUAUUCAUUAUUGCCGCUUAAUUACCCCAUGUUAAAAUCAUUUUAUCUACACCUCUGCUUUUCUUUCAGCUUGAUUUAUUUUCAAGUCUGGUUUUAAUCCCUUAAUAGUUUCAAAAUAAAAUCCGUAAAAUUAAAAUUUUACGGGAUUACCUUUCUUGCAGCUAACCUACCAUUUCCGAUGAAGAUUCUGCCAGGCUAGUUUAAUGGCUUUUGUUAAAGAAAGAGUUUUUAAAAACAAAAAUGUAAAAUUUAGUUUUAUUACAUUUUUUAUUAGCAGUAGCGGUAUUGAAUAAAAGAGACAAGUAGCAUGACAUUAAUUUAUUUCUCUAACCGUCAGAAUUUGGUCAUUAUUAAUAUUAGCCAUUUUUUAUGCUUGAUGACAAUGGCAUUAUUUUAAAUACUGCAUCAUUGAGGGGUUGAUGAUAAACAUAUUUGGUUGAUUGUUAUGUGCUUUACAUUGAGAGUUUGUAAUUACUAAUGAUGUCUAGUUAGCAUAAUUUGCAAGUUUCUGGGUUAUUUUUACUCCAUGGUUGCCAACAGAAAUAAUAAGAAAUUCAGCAGAAAAUAUACUAGCCCUUGGCACCUACAAUUACAGGAUGUUUGUUUGUAAACCAAGAAAACAUGUUAUAUUUGAUCAGUUUUAAAUAUCAGUAUUUUAAAAAAAUAUAUAUAUUUAUAAAUUAAUGAGUUGCAGUCAACUGGCAAAGAAGGAAUCGAUUUUGGACUAAAAAAUAUUUUGCUUGCUUAAUUAAAUUGUAAACAUUUCUGAAAUAAUUUAUGAUUGGCUGUGGUUUGUAUAAAACUGUUUGUUCUGUAUUCCUCCAUAAAUUCCUGAUUUAUAUUAAAUAAAUGCUUGCCAAUGUAGCUCUUAAUCUUAAAAUUGUUUCAGUAAUUAAUUUUGGGAUUUUUAUUACAUCUAUACAUGAAAUUAUAAAAAUUACAUUUGAAGGUUUAUUGUGGUAGAUCAUGUCACCUUGCAAAGUGAUGAACUUUAUUUGACAUAAUUAACAUGUAUUGAGGUUCACUCCAAUCAUAUAAUAAUAUGUAUACUUCAUCGUGAAUAAGUUUAUUUUGAUUUUACUGUUAAAUGAAAAGUCUCUAAGUCAUGUAAUGAAAUUAUUUCUUUUAUCUAUUCCUUAAUACUUUUUAGCAGUGAAAAUUAAUGUGAACUUGAUUCUGUUGUUUUUUGUUUUUUUUUAAAUUAACUUGCUUUAUAUUAUAUAUCAAAUUUUAAGGAAAAAAUCAACUUUUGGGGUGAGUGCUGGUCGAAUCCAAGUCUGGUGUGUGGAAAGUAUUAUUCAGAAUUACAUGUGUUUCUAAAUUUGUUCAAUCCCAGUACAGUAUACAUGUUAGGCAAGUAAAUUCCAAACAUCCCAAACUGGAAAUGUUCACCCAAACAAUCAGCUAUUUCCUGCAUAGCCUAAUACUAAUACAAUUACGGCAUUUAAAUAUUAUUUUCAUUUUAUAAUGGCAAAAAAUAAACUUGUGUUUUAUAUUUUAUACUAGGUGAAUUUAAAAAAAUCUGUACUGAACUUACAUUAAUUUAUUUUUUAAAUGAAAAUUCACACCUUACUGUCAAGAUUACAAAAAAUAUAUUUCUGGUACAUAAAGAUGAUUGUAUAAUGAUAGGCAUGACUUUUCUUUAGAAUUGAGACAAGUGCCAUUUCUCACUCCAGAUUCUUAACAAAUGAUUGAGUGCAAAUUGGUCCUAGAAGUUCAAAACUUGACUCUUGGAGAUCAGACAGCCUAGACCAGGGAUCAAAGAUGUACAUAUGUAGUAUUUGUAUAAAUGUAUAUAGAUAGAGCAGACCACAGGAGCUGUCUUUAGCAAUGGAUAUUUUAUUGUCAUGCUGCUUUUAACUUUCAUCAGAAUCAACACUAUGCAUAAUUAGUGUCACCUUCCUGUCUGUAAGUGAUACCUACUACUACCCUGGUGUCUGCCUCUGAAAUCCUCACAUUUGAUUAAUACCCUGUAUGUUUAUCAUGUAACUUUUUAGUUUAUAUACUUUCUUUUUAAAGAUGUUGUAGCAUUUAAAAUAUCUUCAGGAAUAAUAAAUAAAUUAUAAACUUAUGACCAGUAUAUUAAUAUUAAUAAUCUGACUCUAUCAUUUAAUGAGCUGAAAUUUAGCUGUUGCAUUUUUGAAACAUAUAAUUAGUUCAGUAGUUGUAGGGUAAUAAAAUUUUGUCAAAUAUUGUAUCAAAUAAUUUAUUCAAUUUAGCUUUUUCUUGUAAAGGAAAUACAAAAUGUCAGGGUUGAGAAAAGUCGAUUUUAUCUUUAACAAGUUUUAAUCAUGUUAAUUUUGACAUGUGAAACACCCUUUAGCUUCAUCAUGAAGAAUUAGAGAAGUGAAUAAUAAAAUCAUUCUAGCAGUAAAAGG